Molecule: messenger RNA, 3726 nt
Organism: Colletotrichum gloeosporioides
Lineage: Eukaryota; Fungi; Ascomycota; Sordariomycetes; Glomerellales; Glomerellaceae
Exons: 5
Coding region: 1-3726 (1241 amino acids)
Source: RefSeq, a predicted model, not a curated record
AUGUCAACCAGAGAAUCUGUCGCCAGCCGACAGUCAGUGCUGCCUACCAUUCAGACGACACAUCAUGGCGACUCCAAGAGCCCGAGCAAGUCGGAAAUGCGCAGCGUGUCGACGCCGUCGCUGGGAGGAAAACGACGCAGUUUCUUAGCAAAGACCUUCAGGAAGGUCAGCAGCAGCGCAUCUUCGACGGACCUUGCCUCAAUGGCCGAAUCCACCAGCACCGGCUCUAAUGCGCAAACCCGCCGAGUGCUUCACAAGAACAACGGAUCCGGCGGCUCAAACUCCUCGUCCAUCUUCUAUCGCCUGAACCGCAGAGCGUCCAAGGACUCGUCUGCAAGCUCGCACAUGUCGGAGGAGACGCCGACGUUUCUCAGCCCGAACCCGCCGUCUAAUCCCGUCAUUAGAAUCCUCAAACAUGGAGCGCUGAAGACCGACGCCAGGUUAUGGAAGUCCCGCGCCGAGUACAUUGUCUUGACCGAAACUCACCUUGUCAAGUUUAAUAGCGCCGAAGCGGCGAGAGCUAACUUUAACGAGCUGGCACCGUCCUCGGGGCGUCUCAAGCGAUCGUCGACGUCGUCGACAUUGAGUACAGAUGGUUCAUCGGGUGACGGCCGCGUUGAGAUUCCGCUGUGCAAAAUUGUCAACAUCUUCAACGAGGAGGGCGUGAGUCCUCACUUUGGGCUGGACGUGUGGUGGUCAGAAACUUCGCCCAUGGUAUCGUGGGCAUGCACGAAGUUGUUUUUUGGCCUGCCUGCAGAGCGCGAAGACUGGAUGAACGAGAUACGCCGCGCCAUCCGUGAAUCCGUGGGUUCGACCGUUGUGCCCAAAGGGAUUGUUGCUCCCAAUGUCCAGUCCGCCAUCCACCAGAUCGUUGCCAAAGAAGAGCCGUCCUGCCGCGGGCUGCCUCUGGAUAUCUUCCCAGUGGUUCAGCGUACGACCCUCCUCAGUUCCAAAGCCGACAACCCUGAGACUUCCAAGAAGUUCCGUGACGGAUCAUCCCAUUACCUGCUCCUUGGCCAGAACAAGUGCUAUUUCGUCCGAGUAGCGAGGACUUCAGUUUACAAGGCACCUCAAGAUAUUGAGAUCAACACCGUAGUCUUUGGUCUUACGUCCCUGGUCCGUUUAAAAGCCACCAUGAGCCAUCAUGAAGAGCGAUUUGUUCUUGGAUUCCGCCUACCCUGUGAGGCCGAGAAGCGGCUCGAGUUGGCCAGUCGCUGGUACAGAGAAAUCGUCAUGACAUUUAUGAAGGCAGACCGCGCAGUAAAGCCAGCUUGGCCUCAGCAUAUGCAACGGGACAUUUUCGACAUUCGGGGCCUCACGGCCCAGCUUCUGCUGCCCUCGGGACAGGAUUUCGGUGGCCUUAAGAGAACCCUCGAGGCUUAUUGUGCCACGUUCCGCUGCCCACCUCCGGAAUGGACUGUGAACUGGAAGUGCGAACGCCGAGAGCACUGCCCCGAGUUCCGCCUUCUCCCCUCCAAGGACGGCGGAUACACCCCGCUCCAACUGCUGGCCGUGUUCAAGUCCCUCCGGUACAACGAUUAUUUCAAGGCACUUUCCUUCCGUGACGUCGACUUGGCACCCCUCUGCGGCCUGACAGAUCACCCAGGAUUCGAAGAGUCAAUAGCAGACGUUUCUCGUGAUGGUCUCGUGAUCGAUGGCGUACACAAGGACAUCAUCAAGUCUGCCCCUCUUCUGUCCCAGGAAAUCCACGCGGUUGCCUUCACGUCUGGAUCAAUACGCAAGAUUGAUCUCACAAACGUCCUGGCAUCACAGAACAUAGUUGGUGUGUCGCGCACUCGAGCCGGAUCCAAGAAGGAGCCUGAGGUCGUCCGUCCGAUUCUGUUGCUCCUCAGAACUGGCAGCAGCCACUGUGACACUCUUCUGGUGGGAGGGAACCCUCUCACCGCCGCUGAGGUUACUGAUCUUGUCGACGUCUUGCACAUUCCCGACAUUCUGAGAGAGCUAGACAUUUCCAGAUGCAACCUGGACGAGAGAAGCCUGGAAGAAAUCUGGGACGCACUACCUUCUCAAGGAUAUAGGCUGGAAGCGCUGAAUACCUCUCGAAACAUUGGCCAUGUCGACCACAUGGUUGUCAAGAGCAGCUUAUCGCACUUCGCCUGUCUCCGCAAGCUCAGCGUUGCCGGCAACUGCCUAAGCCAGUUCACAGAUCCCAUAUUCUUCGAGGAAACGAUCAUGAGCUGGGGUCUGGAGGAGCUGGAUCUCUCAAACAUGCACCUCAAUAACGCCACCCUGGACAUCCUCGCCGGCUACCUGCUCUCGCAGGAAUCUGCUUACCUACGUAGGCUCGAUCUAAACGGCUGCGGCCUGUCCGGUUCCCAAAUCGCCCUUCUCUUCCGCAGCAUGGGCCAGGGCAGAGAGAUUGUAUGCUCCAUCAACGGCAACUACAUUGAAAACGGCAUGGAGGACUUGUCAUCGGCGAUCGCAUACAACUUUGGACCUACGUCGUUAUUCAUGGAUAUGAUUGAGUUCCGGGACGAGGAAAACUACAUCACGAUCAUCAAGUCGCUCUCGACCAACAUGUCAAUCCGACUGCUGAGUUUGGUCGGCACGUCGACCCCUGGACAAGUCAGCGAGGAGACUUGUCAGGCAGUCUCGGACUUCUUCGCCACCAACGCAUCAAUCCAGUACCUCGACUUGUCCGGAUUUUCAGCCAAGUUAGAUGAGGGUCAACUUGGACUCGGCUUCUCUCGCGCCCUCUCGGGUCUCGCCAGCAACAAGACGCUGCUCCACCUCCGAAUCCGCAACCAAAAGCUCAACAUGAACAUUGGAGAUUUGGCAGAGGCAAUUCACAUGAACCAGACCCUGCGCACGCUCGACGUGCAAGAGAACAGCUUCAACUUGUCAAACCUAUCUCAUAUGGUGAGAAGUCUCGAACAAAACACGUCCAUCCAGGAGUUCUGCCCGUUUUCCAAGACCGAGCUGAACCGCGCCAUCAAGUCGAGCGUUCAAAACGUCGGCAUGCCGACUGGGCCCCAAGCGGUCAAGAAUCGCCGCGCUUCCAAGGUGCUCUCAAAGGCCACUUUUGAGAGCUUCGCCAUGGAGAUGGACCGCAACAACGCCCUGAUGCAGAACCUCAAGGAGGAGUGGACUACCAAGUCGGCGCAGAUUGACAGGAUCCUCGAGAGGAAUCGCACCUUGGCAUACGAGGUAGAGAUGGCUCGUCUGCAAUGGGAGAUGCCAGAGGACCCCGAGCUGGAGUGGAUCGCCUACGAUCUCAGCAUCAUCUUUGGCGGACUCGCCGCCAAGGUCAUGAAGAAGCGCCCCGCGCCCAACCCCAUGGACACCCCGGGCUUCCGCGGAAGCAUGCUGGCGGCGGGAUACCGUGGCAGCAUGAUGUUCGGCACCAGCACUCCGCCGAUGGAGCAGUGGGAAGACUACAGCCUGAAGGCCGCGCCGCACCACGUAUCCUCCGAGGAGGUUAUGGACAGCCCCGCGACGGAACACGCCAGCGGCUCCUCCGCCCUGCCGACACCUCCCGAAUGGGCUCCCAGCGAGAGUCCUGCCAAGGAGUACGCCAUGUCUUCCAGCCUGCCGAGCACGCACAGCGACCCCCGCAUCAUGGAGGAAGGCAUCGGCGACUUUGACCUCGACACACUCAAGUACAUGAUUCAACACGGAUUCAACCUCGACGAACCGACGCAAGCGCAGCCCCAAGACGUCGGCAGGAGGCCGGGGACUUCCGUGUCUACCACGAGACUUGACUGA